AUGCUGGCGAGGUUCAUGGCAAUCCCUAACCAUACCUACCUCAUCAUCAAGAUGCCGGCUCCAAAGGGCAUCCUCUCCAUCUUCGGCGAUGUUGAAACAUCCUACAAGUGCGACACGGAAGCCGUGCAGCUCGCCGAGACCCUGGAAUACUCGGCCAACGCAGCCAUGAUGCUUGCCAAGUCUAAGAAGGUGGACCAGAGUCAGGUGACGAUCCCAGCGGCAGACCCGAUGCUCAUGGCGCUGAAGCUCGACCUGCAAGUCAAGAAGAUCAGUCUCGGCCUAGAAGACCCCUCCAAGACAGCCCUCAUCGGGGCCAGCCUCACCCCCAAACAGGAAGACACGCUCACCAGUUUCCUCUGA
Setaria italica (foxtail millet) is the source of this 360-nucleotide messenger RNA. RefSeq lists its product as uncharacterized. Bases 1 to 360 code for a protein of 119 amino acids. NCBI's taxonomy places the organism in Eukaryota, Viridiplantae, Streptophyta, Magnoliopsida, Poales, Poaceae. The record is from RefSeq and is a predicted model, not a curated record. The transcript has a single exon.